Messenger RNA from Ostrinia furnacalis (Asian corn borer), 1334 nucleotides. It is a transcript of the gene Uqcc1, whose product is annotated as Ubiquinol-cytochrome c reductase complex assembly factor 1. The transcript has 5 exons. The record is from RefSeq and is a predicted model, not a curated record. Lineage: Eukaryota; Metazoa; Arthropoda; Insecta; Lepidoptera; Crambidae. Bases 133 to 876 code for a protein of 247 amino acids. Gene Ontology annotation, biological process: mitochondrial respiratory chain complex III assembly. Gene Ontology annotation, cellular component: mitochondrion.
AAAAAGUCAAAACAGAAAAUUCUGAGCUUCAUUGAGAAAUGUCUAGUUAUUUAGAUUUUUUACUAUUUUAUGGAUGAAUUAAGUCAAAAUCUGCAAUAAUAGUGUUAAAAUUGGUUGUACCUAUUAAUAAAAAUGUUUCGUCGAAGCUUUAUUACUCCUGGGGUUUUGUGGCUGAAGCGGAACCAAAUUAACACCGAUUACGCAAGACAAUUGCAACCUCAAGUCCAUGUUUACAAACGGGAGCAAGGCACAGUUGCCGUAGAAGAUAGUUAUGUAAAAAAGUUCAUGAAAGCUGUUGGUUGGAUGGAUCAGUCACGUACUCGUCUCAAACUAACUGGCUACUUCUUGUAUGAAAGUGUUCCUGACAAAGUAGUUUAUAAAGAAUGGUUUGAUAAAUUAGAUUUGCCAGAUACAUUUGUUUCUUGGUUCACUAUUACUGAGCUGCAUGUGUGGAUGUUGAUGGUGCGAUACAUGGCAGAAGAUAUCAUCACAUCACCCAAUGGUAAUCAACAAUAUGUGAAAGGAGAUGGCCAUUUCGUAAGGAACUGUAUCAUUGAAGCUUUAUGGGCGGAUGUUGGAAAUAAAAUCAAACUUUUGGAGGGUGCAAAUCCAGCAAUAGCAAGAAAACAAGUAUCAGAACUAUCUGAGCAGUUCCAAGCUGCCUUAGUGGGCUACGAUGAGGCAUUGAAUGAUGACAAAAUACUGGCUGCAGCAAUCUGGAGGCGCUUUUAUACAUUAUCAGAAGAUGCCAAGGCAGAAAAUGUUGAAAGGAUUGUUCAUUUUGUCAGACAUCAGAUAUCAUUAUUGGACAAGAUUCCUAGUGAAGAUUUGAAAUUCAAACCUAACAUUGCUUGGUUAAGUAUACUAGAUCACUAGUUUUAUAAGUUUUAUGUAGGGAUUUUUUUUGUAAUAUACUGUUGAUUGUUGUGUAAAUAUGAAAUGAAAUUAAUUAUGGUUAUUUAUUAUACAAUCUAUUAUUUCUGUUAGGAGUAAAACAUGCUUCUCAAUUCUUCACAUCUCUGUCGUUCCCACAGUACAUUUACAACGAUUUUACAAAGAUUGUCUAACUUGCAGUAAUCAUUGUUACAGUUAGGCCAGCGCACGUCACUGAUUUUGGAAUAAAAUGCGUUAUAAAUGUCGAGCAAGUGACGAUUGGUUGUAACCAUUGAAUAGACUAGGUCACUCAUUGAUUUAGGCGUAAGGUCAGGGAGACCGAAAGUAUUCUUCAUGUCGUACAGCAAAAACCAGUGCGGCCGACGAUUGGGCGUGAGAUUUGCUUCUGUGAGAUUGUAGGCAUAAUUCAGAAUUCUGUCAGGGGUCUGUGAACAAAAAGU